Molecule: messenger RNA, 273 nt
Organism: Dentiscutata erythropus
Lineage: Eukaryota; Fungi; Glomeromycota; Glomeromycetes; Diversisporales; Gigasporaceae
Source: the annotation of a GenBank genome assembly
AUGCCGGUACUUUCUUCAUUGGCUUUAUCUUGUGCCUUUUGUUUUAUUUCUGGCUCUUUAAUCAUUUGGCAAAGCUAUUUAGAGCAAAAACAAAGAAAACUAGCCACUCCACCGUUGAUGAAUCGUAUCAAAAAUCUUACGGAUAAAAAUAUUGAAAAAUUGAAAGGUGGGGGAUCGACUGUUCUGGUGAAAGAUGUUCGUUCGCUUGGCACAAUACCGAUUAACCAUAAUGUCGUUACUCCCAUCUCCAAAAAAUCUAGUGAGUUUGAUUGA